AGCUGGUGAUCAGAACUAUACAUUUUCCAGAUAGGUCUCCGUGUAGUUUUAGAAUGUAAUGCAAUUAUGUAGCUAGUACUGCAGAGUUGAAGUGUUGCGCGCUUGUUGAAGAAACUUCUGCCGUCGAUGUCACCUAACUCUUCCUAACUUAGGAUUUAUCUUUGGACUUGGAACGAGUUUACAAGUUCCGUAUCCAUAGAAAGUUCUGCGGUCGAUUUCACCUAACUCUUCCUAACUUAGAUAGGAUUUAUCCCAGCGUUUCGUGAAAUUGGCUGCUUGUUCUGAUUCUGGUAUACACUUCAUAAUCUUCACAUAUCGGGAUGUACAUAUGCGGAAACUGUCACUGAUGUCCGAGUUUGUGCUGUCCAGGCCUCUAUACUUUGGGGUCAGACGUUUGUGAAAACUGAACAAGUUGGCAGAGAUUCUUAUAUGAGAAAUACCGUCACGUGUACUUUUCAGUUACGGUACAUGAAGAGAACAGCAUUCUCUACGAAAUGGAACAACAACAUGGUGCUCACUCUAUGGGCGAUUCAGCACGUGGUACAGACUAGUGUUUGAAUAAUUCCCUGUGCAGAUUGAACUAUAUCUAUCUCAACGUUUCAAGAUGGCGAAAGUCUCGAAUUUACCGGUUGUAUUUUGGGUGAUGCUCGCAUGGAUCGUGGUGACGCCAAGACUCCAGUUUUUCCCUGGAGUUUUAGUGAAGGCGUCGUUGACCAAACCAGACAGGGUAUCACUGCGGGAUAACGGCUACAGUGGAGUGGUUGUUGCUAUACAUGAAGAUGUACCUGAGAAUGAGGAAUUGGUGACAGAAAUAAAGACAAUCUUCACUGUAGCCUCUGCAUACAUCUACAACGCUACCAGACGUCGAGCGUUCUUUCGAAAUAUAACAAUCAUCGUCCCUGAAACGUGGACACGACGUUCCCAUUACAGGGUACCUGACUUUUAUGAACAUGACGUCAUCAUUGCGUCACCCAAUCGUCACUGGGCACCAGAUCCCUACACCAGUCAGUACCAGGGGUGCGGGGAGCAAGGGGUUGGUACCCGGAUUGGGGUGGAGUUUGUUAUGGACCCUCAAGUCGAGGAAUUUUAUGGGCCAUUGGGUCGACUGCUUGUUCAUGAGUGGGGACACUAUCGCUGGGGUCUCUUUGAUGAACAUCCCAGUGUGAACACUGAACCAAACACCAACCAAGAGGAGUUUUAUUUCUCAAGUAUAACAAACACAUUUCAUGGAAUCAGUUGCUCGUCUAGUUUUUCGUCGAAGGCUCUCAAGUUUGACCCCGACACCGGCAAAUACUGGGCAUGCGCAGGAAACGAUACGGUCGGCUACGAGGAAGGGUGUGCGCAUGUCACAGUGGAUAACAGCGCGAUGACCAAUUCUACGGGGUCAAUUAUGUAUUCACGCCAAUUUUAUGAUAAGAUUGUUAACUUUUGUGACGCAAACGACUCUUAUUCUGAAAAUCUACACGACAGGGAAUCUCCAUCUACGCACAACCGACUGUGUGCAAGUCUAAGUUGCUGGCAAAUCAUGCAACACCACCGGGACUUUAAAGAUGGGUUGAAUCCACCCCGUGACGUAGAAACGGCUGAGCUGGUGCCCGAUUUCCAUAUAACCCAGGGACGUGCGAGACGGCUGGUACUCCUCAUUGACACGUCACGCUCUAUGAGGUAUGACAAUCGCUUCGAAAGACUGCUCAGCGCAGCCGCACAUUUCAUCCAAUCAGUAGCCGAGAAUGGCAGUCACGUGGGGAUCGUCCACUUUAACCAGGCUGCGCAUGUCUGCAGCUGGCUCGUUCAGAUACAAUCCCAAGAGGACAGAGACAUCUUGUUAUCAUCUCUACCGGAAGUUUCCGACAUAUCAGGCUCUCAUUACGGACUAGGGCUUCUGUCUUCACUACAGGUUUUGUCAUUAAAUGAGAGCGACUCACCGGCAGGCGGAGUGAUAUUAAUGUUCGCGGAUGGAUCUGAUGCGGGUUCGGUUGUUACCCAGCAAGCCCUCCAACUCAUCGUUAGCAACAGCGUGAGAGUUGACACCGUAGCGUGUACGCCAAACCCCAAAACCUUUCCUGCUAUUGCAACAAAAACAGGUGGGCGAUCCUAUAACAUUCAGGCGAGAGAGAUGAGUUUACUCCCAGUCUUGUACCACGCCUUCGCAGAUGCAAUGAUCAGAGGGCAGGCAGACAGUGACAGGCACAGACGAACCAUGGUGUCCAGUUUUACGAAGACGCUAAAUGCAAACAUGGAAUGGUCUUCUAGUUUUAUCUUAGACGAGUCGAUCGGGAGGAAAACGGAGAUUGUACUGACAUGGAUAGACCGAAAUACUAUAGAUAUUGAAGUGAAUUUGACAUCACCGAGCGGCGAGACCAUCAGCAACAGCACAUACCCUGGUUAUCAAUUCAUGACAGAGUUUAAGUUAGUCAUUAUUAGUGUGCAGAACACCGCUGAAGUUGGUGAAUGGGAGCUGCGCAUGCGUAAUCUAGCACCUGCCAGGGUGUCUAUCACGUGUUUAGUGACGUCAUACGCAAGAUCUGAUGACGUAGAACCGGUCAUCGUCACACCAAUGUUGAGUAGCUACGAGAUCGACGCGAGUUCGGGAGAGCAACUUCGCAUAUACACCGCGAUCCGACAGGGCUUACGUCCAGUCAUUGGGGCUAGGGUCAUGGCUUCCAUAUACCGGCCAGGGGGGUAUCCACAGAUUGACCUUCCGUUGUUUGAUAACGGGGCAGGGGCAGACACAAUACAGAACGAUGGUGUGUAUUCUAGGUACUACGUCAAUCAGGCCGAUGCUCAAGGAUUCAACACUAUACAGAUUACAGUAAUGAGUAAUGAAAAUACAACUGUGUUGAAUAGAACAUCGCAACCCAGAGCGGUACCGAACCUCCCACCCAGCAAAUAUGCGGAAUACCCCCAGAUAGGUGGCUUCCCUAUCUUUCCCCCGAACUCACAGCAGGGAUAUCCUGUGGGAAAUAAAGUGACCAACCUAAGGCGUCUUGCAUCAGGAUUCACAAGUUACUAUGACAACUUCCCUUCUUCACCGAGUAACGUUACGCCGCCGUGUCGUGUCCACGAUCUUCACGUGAAUGACGUCACGAAGUUAGAAGACGAAGGAACUAUUGUCUUAUCGUGGACUGCACCUGGGAACGACGCUGAUAUGGGAAGUGCUUAUUUGUACGACAUCCGGUUUGCCCAGAAUGUCUCGACACUAGUCGACAAUUUCGAGGAUGCACCAUCCAUAACAGAUCUUGAAAUCAUCCAAGGAAAUCUAACUACUCCACAGCCUGCAAUGAGCAAAGAGGUAUUCAUCAUACGUGUUCCGCUGAACCAACUAAAAAUGACGUCAUGCAUGACCUUUGCCCUUAGGGCUGCUGAUGGCGGGAAUAGAUUCGGAGUCAUUUCGAAUGUGGCCCGUGCGACUUUUCGUACGUUCAUACCGCCGUCUGCACCGCCGGAACCGAGCAUGUCAAUCUCAGUCACGCCAACACAAACUGAGCCUAAAACAGCACCGACGACAGGUGGCGCUAUUACCCCCAGUUGUCCAACCAGUACAGGGUCAUCAACUCAACCGGGAAUAAAUCUGGGUAAACCAACAGUCGACACAUGCCAUAUUCCAAAAGGUGAAGAACGGAGUGUUCUUGAGUGGUACGAAAUUCUACUCAUAGCUGUUUGUGGAUCGGGUGUUUUUGUCAGCGUAGGAUGCUUCUGUAGGAAAAUAUAUGGAAAAAAUCCCUCGGCGAGAGACGUUCACCGCAGAUGGGGGGACAUUCCGAAGUUGAGAGGAAAAACUUCAGCCAGGCUCAAGCCUUCCGCUCACGUAGUAAUAGCUGACAUUGAAGACUCGUUUUGAUAUUAAGGCAUUUCGUUCAAUUACGUAUCAAUUGCAUAAUCAAUAACAAACCACAUAAUGUACAGUUUGUUUUACUACCGUAUAUGCAUUGUAAAUUUGCAAGAUUUGUAAACGUUGAAAGAUUCUGUGUUUUGGUGCAAAGAAACGAAAGAGGUAUGCUUACCCUCCCCCGGACGGUUAAAACCCAUGCACACCUCUUCAAUGUAGCUGUUUCUCGUACUACACAUAAUACUGGACCUAUAUAUUUUUAUUUUUUUUAAUAUACAGGUUUUUUUUACAUCGGGAUGCGCUUGUAAUUAUGAGGCAAUUAGGUCUGUUGGGGUGGUCCAAUGGUAAAUCCCACUCUAAAGACCAUGUUACUAUCUUGAUAAUAAAUAAAAAAGGUUUUGUGGCUUCAGACCGUAUCUAUAAAUAAAUUUCAAGGUU
This is a messenger RNA of Asterias rubens (European starfish), 4267 nucleotides long. RefSeq names its product calcium-activated chloride channel regulator 4-like. The transcript is spliced from 16 exons. The record is from RefSeq and is a predicted model, not a curated record. Bases 605 to 3841 code for a protein of 1078 amino acids. Lineage: Eukaryota; Metazoa; Echinodermata; Asteroidea; Forcipulatida; Asteriidae.